Molecule: messenger RNA, 4055 nt
Organism: Gastrolobium bilobum
Lineage: Eukaryota; Viridiplantae; Streptophyta; Magnoliopsida; Fabales; Fabaceae
Exons: 1
Coding region: 43-3816 (1257 amino acids)
Biological process (GO): spliceosomal complex assembly
Cellular component (GO): U2-type prespliceosome; U12-type spliceosomal complex; U2 snRNP
Molecular function (GO): mRNA binding
Source: RefSeq, a predicted model, not a curated record
CCCUAGGAUUUUGGAACGCUCUCAGUGAGAGAGAAGAGAAGCAUGGCGUCGUUGGACCCAGAGAUCGCCAAGACGCAGGAAGAGCGGAAGAAGAUGGAGCAGCAACUCGCGUCUCUGACAUCUGUCACCUUCGACACCGAUCUCUAUGGUGGAAGUGACAAGGAUUCAUACCUCACCUCCAUCCCUGCAAACGAGGACGAUGAGAACCUCGACGUCAUGGACAACGAGGUCGCUCGCAAGCUCGCUUCCUACACCGCUCCCAAAUCGCUCUUGAAGGAGAUGCCCGGUGCCGCCGCCGCUGACGGCGAUGCCGACUUAGGGUUCAGGAAGCCGCAGAGGAUUAUAGAUCGAGAAGAUGAUUAUCGGCGUCGGAGGUUGAAUCAGAUCAUUUCUCCGGAGCGGCACGAUCCUUUCUCAGCAGGAGAGAAGACACCGGACGCGUCUGUGAGAACCUAUGCGGACGUUAUGAGGGAGGAGGCGUUGAAGAGGGAGAAGGAGGAGACGUUGAAGCUUAUUGCGAAGAAGAAGAAGGAGGAAGAGGAGGAAGCUAAGGCUGCUCCAGAUAAGGCGCAGCAGAAGAGGAGGAAUAGGUGGGACAUGUCUCAGGAUGAUGGCGCUGCAAAGAAGGCGAAAACUUCAGACUGGGAUAUGCCGGACACGACGCCGGGUCGGUGGGAUGCGACGCCAACGCCGGGGAGGGUAACGGAUGCGACCCCGGGGAGGAGGAAUAGGUGGGAUGAGACUCCCACGCCUGGUAGAUUGGUGGAUUCUGAUUCCACUCCUGCUGGUGGUGCAACCCCUGGUGCUACACCUGCUGGCAUGACUUGGGAUGCAACUCCAAAGCUAUCUGGGAUGGCUACCCCAACUCCUAAGAGGCAGAGGUCUAGAUGGGAUGAAACACCUGCUACUAUGGGGAGUGCAACUCCAUUGCCAGGUGCCACUCCUGCUGCUGCUUACACUCCUGGCGUUACUCCUGUUGGAGGAGUUGAGCUGGCUACUCCAACUCCUGGGGCUUUACAUGGUGCCAUUACGCCAGAGCAGUACAAUCUGUUGAGGUGGGAGAGGGAUAUUGAAGAGAGGAAUCGCCCCUUGACUGAUGAGGAACUUGAUGCCAUGUUUCCACAAGAAGGGUAUAAGGUAUUGGAUCCUCCUGCUUCCUAUGUGCCGAUUAGAACACCUGCUAGGAAGCUUCUUGCUACUCCUACUCCACUAGGGACUCCUCUUUAUCAAAUCCCAGAAGAGAACCGCGGUCAGCAGUUUGAUGUUCCCAAGGAAGCACCUGGUGGCUUGCCAUUCAUGAAACCUGAAGACUACCAGUACUUCGGAGCAUUGUUAAAUGAAGAAAAUGAAGAGGAAUUGUCUCCGGAUGAGCAAAAAGAGAGGAAAAUCAUGAAACUUCUGCUUAAAGUCAAGAACGGAACACCCCCUCAAAGGAAAACAGCGUUAAGACAGCUUACUGAUAAAGCUCGUGAGUUUGGUGCUGGCCCAUUAUUUAACCGAAUUCUGCCAUUGCUCAUGCAACCUACUCUGGAGGAUCAAGAGAGGCAUCUUUUGGUUAAGGUAAUUGACAGAGUUCUUUAUAAAUUGGAUGAACUGGUUCGCCCUUAUGUGCAUAAAAUUCUCGUUGUUAUUGAACCAUUGUUGAUUGAUGAAGACUACUAUGCCCGUGUGGAGGGAAGAGAAAUAAUCUCUAAUCUCAGUAAAGCUGCUGGGCUGGCCACAAUGAUUGCUGCUAUGCGGCCUGACAUAGACAAUAUUGAUGAAUAUGUUAGGAACACUACUGCUAGAGCAUUUAGUGUUGUUGCCUCUGCUCUAGGUAUUCCUGCAUUAUUACCCUUCUUGAAAGCUGUUUGUCAAAGUAAGAAAUCAUGGCAAGCUCGGCACACAGGGAUUAAGAUUGUGCAGCAGAUUGCCAUUUUAAUUGGUUGUGCUGUAUUGCCACAUCUGAGGUCUCUUGUGGAAAUUAUUGAGCAUGGUCUGAAUGAUGAGAAUCAGAAGGUGAGAACGAUCACUGCAUUGUCUCUUGCUGCUCUUGCCGAGGCUGCUGCUCCUUAUGGCAUUGAAAGUUUUGACUCUGUCUUGAAGCCAUUGUGGAAGGGUAUUAGGCAACACCGUGGGAAGGUGUUGGCUGCAUUCUUGAAGGCAAUUGGGUUUAUCAUUCCAUUAAUGGAAGCCCUAUAUGCCAGUUAUUAUACUAAGGAAGUCAUGCUUAUUCUGAUUCGUGAAUUCCAGUCACCUGAUGAAGAAAUGAAGAAAAUUGUUCUGAAAGUGGUGAAGCAGUGUGUGAGCACUGAGGGGGUGGAAGCUGAUUAUAUUAGAAAUGAUAUACUCCCUGAGUUUUUCAGGAACUUCUGGGUUAGGAGGAUGGCUUUGGAUCGAAGAAACUAUAAGCAACUUGUGGAGACAACUGUGGAGAUAGCAAACAAAGUUGGUGUUGCUGAUAUUGUUGGGAGAAUUGUUGAGGAUCUUAAAGAUGAGAGUGAACCUUAUAGGCGAAUGGUUAUGGAAACUAUUGAGAAGGUGGUCACUAACUUGGGAGCAUCUGACAUAGAUGCACGAUUGGAAGAGCUUCUGAUCGAUGGUAUUCUUUAUGCCUUCCAAGAGCAGACCAGUGAUGAUGCCAAUGUGAUGCUUAAUGGGUUUGGUGCUGUUGUGAACUCUCUCGGGCAGAGAGUGAAACCAUAUCUUCCUCAGAUUUGCGGUACCAUCAAGUGGCGGUUAAACAACAAGAGUGCAAAGGUGAGACAGCAAGCGGCGGACCUCAUUUCAAGGAUUGCUGUUGUCAUGAAGCAGUGCCAUGAGGAACAAUUGAUGGGCCAUCUUGGUGUUGUCUUGUAUGAGUAUUUGGGAGAAGAGUAUCCUGAAGUUUUAGGGUCAAUUCUGGGAGCUCUCAAGUCAAUUGUCAAUGUUAUUGGUAUGACGAAGAUGACUCCACCUAUUAAGGAUUUGCUUCCUAGGUUGACUCCAAUUUUGAAGAAUAGGCAUGAGAAAGUCCAGGAGAACUGUAUUGACCUUGUAGGUAGGAUUGCUGACCGUGGGGCUGAAUUUGUACCAGCAAGAGAAUGGAUGAGGAUCUGUUUUGAGCUUCUUGAGAUGCUUAAGGCACACAAAAAGGGAAUUCGUAGAGCUACAGUGAACACUUUUGGAUAUAUUGCGAAAGCCAUUGGACCACAAGAUGUCCUGGCAACUCUAUUAAAUAAUCUCAAGGUGCAGGAGAGGCAGAACCGUGUCUGCACAACUGUGGCCAUUGCAAUUGUUGCGGAAACAUGUUCACCCUUCACAGUUUUGCCAGCUUUGAUGAACGAAUAUCGUGUGCCAGAGCUUAAUGUGCAAAAUGGUGUACUCAAGUCCCUCUCUUUCCUCUUUGAGUACAUUGGUGAAAUGGGAAAGGACUACAUCUACGCCGUGACUCCUCUACUUGAGGAUGCUCUUAUGGAUCGGGAUUUGGUUCAUAGGCAGACAGCUGCUUCUGCUGUGAAGCACAUGGCUCUGGGAGUGGCUGGUUUGGGCUGUGAGGAUGCGCUAGUACAUUUGCUGAACUAUGUAUGGCCAAACAUAUUUGAAACUUCUCCACACGUUAUAAAUGCUGUGAUGGAAGCCAUUGAAGGGAUGAGGGUAGCCUUGGGUGCUGCCGUUGUUCUUAACUACUGCCUCCAAGGGCUGUUCCAUCCUGCCCGAAAGGUUAGGGAGGUGUAUUGGAAGAUCUAUAACUCACUAUAUAUCGGAGCUCAGGAUGCUCUUGUAGCUGCGUACCCUGCCCUGGAGGACGAGCAGAGCAAUGUAUACAGUAGACCAGAGUUGAUGAUGUUCGUUUAGAUAGCAGUUUAGGCAAAUGGGAACUAUAGUUGGACAUUUUACGGUUUUGAUGAGAUCUAUAUCAGCAAUAAUGCAUGAUAAUGUUGUUGUAAUGCGUACUUUGCAUGCUUGUUACUAUUGUCUUCUAUAGCGAAGUUAUCUUGUGUAUUAUGCGUUUUGGUAUAUAUGCUGUGGUCUUUAUAUGCAAGUUCGCAUGAAUUGUUUUUUAAUAUGAUGUGCUUACCAAAAGACCAAUCAAC